AUGAUAGUGCCAUCCUUUAUCCAGACGCACACUGUCCUUUCAAGGCAUGCUUCAGUUUUGAAAUAUGGUUUACACAUACUACGUACAAAACGGCUGUACGCGAGGAAACCAGGAAGUAGAGAUGAACAAAUUAAAGAACAGGAUCGUUUCUCUCACAUGAGCAUAUCGCAAUUGGACAAAGAAUUCGAUUUGUUCAAUGAUACAGUGACGAGAAUGGUGGAUCUUGGCUUCGCUCCAGGCAAUUGGUUACUGUAUGCUCAAAAGAGACUUUCAGAGGUACAUUCCGUCGAGCCCCAUAAGCUCAAUACUAUUUGCACUGUGGUUGGUUUUGACAUUCUUUUUUGUCAAGCACCGAAAGGGACCUAUUCCAUUCAAGGAAACAUCUACUCUCAAAACGCACAUUCGAACAUCUUGGAUCUAUUAAAAAAACGAACGUACAUCCUUGAAGAAGCUCGAAAAAAAUCACAAUUAAACUCUGAGUCGUCUACUAAGGACAACAUUGAAGCUGAUAUCACGAGGCUUGCUAGUAAAGUAAGUUCCCUUACCAUAGAAAAUAAACUGGCCUAUUUCGACCAAGACAUGGAUCUUGAUAGAUACCAGGCUGAUCUUAUUCUCUCCGACUUGACGACUGCUUUCUUGCAGCGUGAUGGCUUCUUCAACAACACCAUGGCGAAGCCGUUCAUAAGAAGUAGAGAAAAUGAGCUACUACGCCAGCCUCUAGUAAAUCCUCAUGAAGCUCACUUAGACCUUGCUGAUGCGGCCAUGUUGCUUUGCUGCGAUUCAUUGGCUAAGAAUGGUACCUUUGUUUUACGGUUAGCUGAUGUUCGCCCUGGCGACCAGGGGCUCGGAUUAUUACAAAGAAGACUUGAAAAAAUGUUCCAGAGUGUGGAAAGGUGGCGAUUCGAUCAUGUAGAUCCUCGUUUGUCUCUUAAAGAAGUGUUCUUCAUCUGCAAGAAAAAAUUAAACAAGACAUACGACAAAUAUGACUUGUUCGAUGUUCGUCAAAUACAAGUUGAAGCUAAACCUUAA
Australozyma saopauloensis is the source of this 1029-nucleotide messenger RNA. RefSeq lists its product as uncharacterized. Lineage: Eukaryota; Fungi; Ascomycota; Pichiomycetes; Serinales; Metschnikowiaceae. Gene Ontology annotation, biological process: RNA methylation. Gene Ontology annotation, molecular function: rRNA (uridine-2'-O-ribose)-methyltransferase activity. The transcript has a single exon. Gene Ontology annotation, cellular component: mitochondrion. The record is from RefSeq and is a predicted model, not a curated record. The coding region runs from base 1 to 1029 and encodes 342 amino acids.